This is a messenger RNA of Aphidius gifuensis, 2976 nucleotides long. RefSeq names its product structural maintenance of chromosomes protein 1B-like. NCBI's taxonomy places the organism in Eukaryota, Metazoa, Arthropoda, Insecta, Hymenoptera, Braconidae. Gene Ontology annotation, molecular function: DNA binding; ATP binding; protein binding. The coding region runs from base 59 to 2806 and encodes 915 amino acids. Gene Ontology annotation, biological process: sister chromatid cohesion. The record is from RefSeq and is a predicted model, not a curated record. Gene Ontology annotation, cellular component: nucleus; cohesin complex; chromosome. The transcript is spliced from 8 exons.
UUCAUUGAAACUACAAAAAUUGAAUAUUGAUGUUAAAAAAAUACAAGAAAAUAUUGAAAUGACACAAAAAAUAUUAUCAAAAAAUCAAUCCAAGUUUAAUAAAGCUGAAGCUGAUGAAAAAAAACGUCUUAGAAAUAUUGAAAGUCUUGAAUUACAGUUGGCUGAUUUGUCAUCAAUAAAAAAUAAUUUCAUCAAGGAAUUAUCAAACAAGAAUAUUCAAUUGAAUGAUGAUGAUCGAAAAAAUUAUUUACAACUUCGUGCCAAGGUAUCAGCAAAACGUGAUGAAUUAAAUCCAAAUAAUCAAAUUGAUCAACGUAAAAAAAAUUAUAUUGAACGUAAAUUAACAUAUGAAAAAAUACAACUUGAUGAAAUAAAUUUGAUACUUUCACACAAGCUAAAUAUGAAAGAGACAUUAAAAAAAAAUGUUUUACAACUUGAGACAGUUAAACGACAAACACAAGAAAAUUUGACUCAAGUUCAUGAAAAACUUGAUGGAAUGAAAUCAAAAAUAUUAUCCGAAGACGACGUUGAAGGUUUAAAAACCCAACUAGAAGAAAUACAAAUGAAAUUAAAUGAUUUAAAUAUUGCCAGUGAAUAUAAAAAGAAACAGCAAAAAAAUCAAACUAUAAUUAAUAUAUUAAAGAAAAAAAUUGAUGGAGUUCAUGGAAGAUUACAUGAAUUUUGUCAACCAAUUGAUAAACGUUAUCAAACAGCAAUGGGAAAAGCAUUUGGUAAUAAAUAUUUUGGUAUUAUUGUUGAUGAUUCAACAACUGCAGCAACAUGCAUAAAGUUCUUGAAAGAACAUCGUAUGUCACCACAGUUAUUUAUUCCAAUGGAUAAUAUUAAAUGUACUCCAUUGAAAGAACAAUUGAGAUCAAUCAAAGAUUUAAAAGACGUACAUUUGCUUAUUGAUUUAUUGAAAUAUGAUGUUAAAUAUAAAAAUGUUGUAUUAAAUGCAGCUGGAUCAACACUUGUUUGUCGUAAUACUGAUGAUGCACGUAUUGUUGCUUUUGAAACAACUAAAAUGAGAAAUGAUGAAACACGUGAAUACUUGGAUGCUGUUUCAUUGGAUGGUGUAUUUUUUAGAAAAAAUGGAUCAUUUUCAGGUAAAGGUAGUGAUUUUGAUAUGAUAAAACAUAUUGAAAAUUCAAAAGAAUUUAAUGAGUUGACACAAAAAAAACGUGAAUUAUUAUUAAAAUUAUUGGAGCAUAAUAAUUCAACAUCAUCAAUGGCAAUGUCGACAAUCAAAGAACAAGAACAAUUAUUAUUGACUUAUAAAAAUCGAUCAAGUUAUUGUGAAGGUAAUUUGGCCAAGAUUGAAAAAAAAUUACACGAGCUGGAGCUAUCAAUUAGUGAAUUAAAUGAACAGAAAAAAAAUACACAAGAUAAUUUAAAAACAUUAGAACAAGACUUGAAAAAUUUAGAUGAAGAAAUGACAAAUGAAGGAGAAAAUUUAGAUACUCAAAUUGCUCAAUAUGAAAAAGAAAUAUUUACUAAUUUUUGUAAACAAAAAAAUAUUGACAACAUUAAAGAGUUUGAAAAUUUUAUCAGUUUAAUAGAAAAAAAGCAUGAAAAACUUGAAGAUUUGAAUGAUCAAUGCAGUCGUAUUGAAGAGCUUUUAAAAUAUGAACGUGCCAACAAAAGCAUCAUUGAAAAAAUAUCAAGUUAUGAAGAUAAACUCCAGGAACUUGGAGAUAAAAUUACUGAAAUGAAUGACAUACGUAAUUCAUUGCAAGAUGAAAUUAAAAUUAUUAGCAUUGAACAAAGUGCACUGGAGAAUCAAUUAAAAGAAGACAAAAAAAAAAUUGCACUGUAUUCUGCUAAAAUUUCUGAAUUAUCAUUAGAUCUUGAACAAACAACUCAAAAAAUUAUAAAACUUGAAAAUGAAAUUGAUAAUUAUCGUCAUAAAAAAUUGGAAAAAUUACGUGAAAAACAUGACUUGUUAUUAAAAGCAAAGAUACAGAGUAUUGAUUUACCAAUGUUAAAAGGAAAUCUUGAUGAUUUAUUUUCCGAUGAUUCAUCACAAGAUUCUUGGCAAAAUAUUCAAGAACGUGAAUUUCAAUUAAAAUUUGAUUACAGUAUAUUACCAGACAACCAAUUGAAUGAAAUAAAUUCAUUGAAUAUUAAUCUAAUUAAAGAAAAAUAUCAAAAAGAUUUGUCUGAUAUUGAAAAUGAAAUUGGUGAAACAACAAUACCAGAAGCUCAUGAUAAAUUAAAAAAUGUUGAUUUAAAAUUAAAACAUUUAAGAACACAAAAAUUACAACAUGCCAAAAAAUUAAAUGAAAAAAUGAGAAAAUUUGAAUUAAUUAAAUGGAAAAGAGCAGAUAAAUUUAAUAAAUUUUUCAAGAAUGUUGAAGAAUCUAUUGGUGAAAUUUACAAAACACUAAGUGGUGAAACUGCUGCUCAAGCAGUAUUGAUGCUUUACAAUCCAGAAGAGCCAUAUCUUGAUGGAAUUGAAUAUGAAUGUUGUCCAUCAAAUAAACAACGUUUACCAAUGUCAUCAUUUUCUGGUGGUGAAAGAACAAUUGCCGGUUUAUCAUUAUUAUUUUCUUUACGUUCAGCAUUACCACCACCAUUUUUAAUAAUGGAUGAAAUUGAUGGACCACUUGAUAAACAUCAUUUUAAUAAUUUGAUUAAGUUUUUCAAUACCAUCAAAGAAAAACAACAAAUUAUAUUAAUUUCAUUGAAUGAUAAAAUAUUUUCAAAAAGUGAUGUUGUCAUUGGUGUUAUGAAGAAAAUUUGUGAUUUCGAGGAUCCUAAAUCACAAGCUUUCAACAUCAAUCUCGAGGCAUAUCCACAAGACUAGUCUACUGCACUAUGUCACGUAUUUUAUUUUUAUUUUUAUUUUUAUUUCAAUAUAAAUAAGUAUCUGGUUUGAAUUUCAAUAAUAUUUUUUAGUAUUUAAUUUAUAAUAUUUUUAUCGUCAUUUGUUUAUGGAGGGAACAAAAAGUGUCAAUUAUUACAUGAUACAAGUAU